GGGGAGGAGCCAUGCAGAGCCCCGCCCACCUGGUGGGAGGAGUUAAGGCGCGCGGUCACGUGGUCCCGUCCUUCUUCCCUCAGCCGCCAUGGAAGCGAGUCGCGCAGCCCCCAUCAAGCUCGCCAGGGUGACCAAAGUGCUCGGCAGGACCGGCUCCCAAGGCCAGUGCACACAGGUGCGCGUGGAGUUCAUGGACGACAGCAACCGCUCGAUCAUCCGGAACGUGAAGGGGCCGGUGCGCGAGGGCGAUGUGCUCACCCUGCUCGAGUCGGAGCGCGAGGCGCGCCGCCUGCGCUAGGAGCAGCGCCGGGGCCACUGCGUGAGGUGACAUGGAGGAGCCAAAGUCAUCGGCAGAAGCAUCAGCUGAGCGCCUCCUAUGUUGCCCUAAUAAGCAGGCCCUGCCCCUGUGUGCCAUGACUCGUGUUGUACAAUAAAGAGGUCCCCUUCCA
This is a messenger RNA of Lethenteron reissneri (Far Eastern brook lamprey), 449 nucleotides long. RefSeq names its product ribosomal protein S28 (gene RPS28). Lineage: Eukaryota; Metazoa; Chordata; Hyperoartia; Petromyzontiformes; Petromyzontidae. Gene Ontology annotation, biological process: translation; maturation of SSU-rRNA; ribosomal small subunit assembly. The record is from RefSeq and is a predicted model, not a curated record. Gene Ontology annotation, cellular component: cytosolic small ribosomal subunit; ribosome. Gene Ontology annotation, molecular function: structural constituent of ribosome.